UUCGCUAACUAUAUACCCAUAGCUCCGCUUCAGGCCUAGCACCUACAUGUAGUUUAUAGUCGUACUGAAGUUGCUGACGUCACAGACUCGAGUAUAAUACUACCAGAAGACUAAUCCCGCGGAAUUAUAUAGUCUUAAUAAACAACACCUACCUAAUUCUACAAUGGCAAACCCCGACCAAGAAACGUAAUUCGGCAUAGAUAUACCUCACUAAAAGCUGACUAAAACUAUUUGUAAGAAUAAUUGUAUUAAAGCUCCGUCAUCGGUAAUAUAGAUCAUAUAAAAGGAAGAUGGAAGCCCGGACCUAUAUAUGAUAUCGUAUUCAAGAUAACAGGGUAUAGGUUUGGAACACAACAAUAACUCGCAAUCAUGUCGUCUACACCAGCAGCAACUGCAGAAGAUAUUGCCAAGCACGGUUGGACCGCCGUUCCGGUCGACGGCAAUGCCAUUCUUAACGGAAAGCCAUAUCUCAAUAAGCCAUCCCCCCUAACUGCGAAGGAUGUCCCUUUUCCCUCGGACGACCCCGUCGUCGUCAAAGUUCAGGAAUAUGCCAAGAAGCACCUCAUAGAGCAGACAUACAACCACUCCAUGCGAGUAUAUCACUGGGGAUAUUCCAUCCUCAAAGACCAAUUCCCGGCCGAGUUCAACCGGCUCUCACUCUCAACAUGGGCAUUAACAUGUCUCCUCCACGACAUCGGUACCACACUUGAGAACCUACGCGCCACGCUCCUAUCCUUCGAAUUCUACGGGGGUAUUCUAGCGCUCAAUUUGAUCAAGGAGCUCGGUGCGCCGGUAGCACAAGCUGAAGCUGUGGCCGAGGCUAUUAUUCGACACCAGGAUUUGGGAAACGUGGGGAAGAUCACGUUUCUUGGGCAAGUUAUUCAGCUUGCUACUAUUUACGAUAAUAUGGGCAUUAACCCUCAGAUAAUUGAUUCGGUUACCCGCGAGGAUGUGAAUAAAGCGUACCCCAGGAAGGGGUGGAGCGGAUGCUUUGCUAAGACGAUUAGAGAGGAGAAUGGUCUUAAGCCCUGGGCGCAUACUACGCAUCUUGGUGAAGAGGAGUUUCCCGGGGGCGUGGAGAGCAAUGAACUUAUGAAACCAUAUGAUGGGUGGGGAUUGUAAUGGUAGACGGGUAUGGCAAAAUGGUUGGGGAGGCGUUGGGAAAUUGGCGAAAUUCUUCUUAUUCCAGUUUUCCCGCUCUCCUGUAAACAUCCUUUUGGAAAGCAUUUAUCAAGCUCC
Hypoxylon trugodes is the source of this 1239-nucleotide messenger RNA. RefSeq names its product cyanamide hydratase. NCBI's taxonomy places the organism in Eukaryota, Fungi, Ascomycota, Sordariomycetes, Xylariales, Hypoxylaceae. Bases 370 to 1122 code for a protein of 250 amino acids. The record is from RefSeq and is a predicted model, not a curated record. The transcript has 3 exons.